CACGCUUCACCGAAAGACAGGAAAACGUUUGUUUUCUUUUUUUUUUUCCCUCCUCUGCCCAACUUCCCUGAACACUUCCCCUGCAGACUGCAUGCGCGAGGAAUGCGAACUAUUCGAGGUGGCUUCACAUUUACCGGCGGAAUGACGCAAUAAGUUUUUGGCGUUUGUCGAGCGCGCGCGCACACCCACGCAGACCCGAACAAAGCAGACACGCGCGGAAACUGCACUCGGAUCUGAUCACUCCACGCCGCUCCGCUUCGCACGUGCGUCAUGUAAAGAAAAAAGAAAAAAAAAGAGAAAGAGGGGGAAAAAAAGAAAGGAGGAACAUCAAAAAAGUUGCGUGAAAACUUCAAAGUUCGAGCCAGCGCGCGCGCGCAUGCGGUCGGCGACAGUGUUGAUGACCUGGCGGGCCGCGCGCCUGCUCGCCCUCGCGCUCGCGUGCUUGCAGGUAGUCGGUGCGCGCGGGACUCAGGCGCGAGCCGCGCAGUCGCCGCGCGCGACCAGCACGCGCCGGGACGAUUUGUUCCGCCAGGAAAAGGUCGUCAUGGUGACAGCAGGCGGCCAGAUCCAGAGCCCGCGGUACCCAAAUGCCUAUCCGCGCAACCUCUUGCUGUCGUGGAAACUGCUGGCCCCGCCCUUUACGCGGGUGUUUCUGGAGUUUGAUGGGAGGUUUGGGUUGGAGGAACCUGACAACAACAUGUGCAGACAUGAUUUUGUGGAGGUUGUUGAAAUUUCCGAAAGCAGCACCAUCACUUGGGGCCCUUGGUGUGGACGGAAAGCCCCGAGUCCCAUCACAUCAAAAAACAACAUGAUCAGAAUCACGUUCAAAUCGGACGACUUCUUUGUCGCCAAGCCGGGAUUCAAACUCUGUUACUCCCUGCUGGUUGAUGCUCCUCCAUCUUUUUUGAAUAACUUGGAGGCUGUCACAGCUGUGCCAGAUGACGUGUCCGUCUCAAACGCUCCUAUGUCAGCUGAUGCUUUGGAUGAUAUAAUUUCGGGGUUCAGCACAGUGGAGGAGGUUCUUAGACACCUGAACCCACAGACGUGGAGACAGGAUUUAAACUCUAUCUACACGCAUGCAAAUACACCGCAGUACAUACCGCGGAGCUACUAUGCCAGCCGUGCAAGUAAACUUGAUCUGGAUCGCCUGCACGAGGACGUGAGGCUGUACAGCUGCACUCCGCGUAAUUUUUCCGUAAACCUGCGAGAGGAGUUGAAGGCCACCAAUGCCGUGUUCUUCCCGCGAUGCCUCUUGGUGAAGCGCUGUGGCGGGAACUGUGCCUGCGGGACAGAACAUUGGAACUUCUGCACCUGUAGUCCUGCCAAAACAGUCAGCAAGCUUCAUGAGGUGCUGAAGUUCUCACCCGGAACUAAUUUCUACCGAAAGAAAAGCAGAGCACGCUGGGUUCUCGAGGAAAUCAACCUGCAGCAUCACGAGCGAUGCGAGUGUGCGUGUCACUCACGGCCACCUCGAUGAGACACACACACACACACACACACACACACACACACACACACACACACACACACACACACACACACUCAGUAUUUCAAACAUUAACUGAUGUAUCUUUUCUCUUCGUUUGUCUGUACUUUUACAGUAGUAAAGUUGUCUGUAGUUUUUAUUUGACUUCACACACUAUUAUUUAUUUCUGUUUUAUGUUUAUUGUCUUGAAAACAAAGGAAAUGGGACUAAUCCAAGACUGGUCCUAAUUUUGCACUCGUACACAAACACACCCACACACAUUUUCCUUGUUUCAGGAAGAUGAAAGUAAAAGCCAUAGGAGUGUGUUUUCACUCGUACCAGCCUUUUCUAAAACACACACACACUCCACAACCAGAGCUCUGUUUUCUCAAUCAUUUGUUUAAAAAAACACAACAAAUAAACCGAUUUUGAAGCUUCA
This is a messenger RNA of Silurus meridionalis, 1904 nucleotides long. RefSeq names its product platelet derived growth factor d (gene pdgfd). The record is from RefSeq and is a predicted model, not a curated record. The transcript is spliced from 7 exons. Gene Ontology annotation, molecular function: growth factor activity; platelet-derived growth factor receptor binding. Gene Ontology annotation, biological process: positive regulation of cell migration; positive regulation of protein autophosphorylation; platelet-derived growth factor receptor signaling pathway. NCBI's taxonomy places the organism in Eukaryota, Metazoa, Chordata, Actinopteri, Siluriformes, Siluridae. Gene Ontology annotation, cellular component: membrane. The coding region runs from base 377 to 1477 and encodes 366 amino acids.